AUGGCCAAGGAAACCCUGCAAAUCUCAAACCCCGUUACCCUCCCGUGCGGCCUCACCCUGCCUAACCGGCUCGUCAAGGCCGCGCUGGCCGAGGGCUGGGCCAGCCGCGACCGGCGCCCCCACGAGGACCUCAUCGACACCUACCGUCUCUGGGCCGAGGGCGACUGGGGCCUGCUCAUCACCGGCAACGUGCAGGUCGACUCGACCUACCUCGGCACCCCCGAGGACGUCUCGCUCAACGAGCGCCUCAGCCGCGCCGCCCACGUCGAGUCCUGGGGCCGCUGGGCCGCCGCCGCCUCCGAGCGCGGCACCCCCGCGCUCGUCCAGAUCAACCACCCCGGCCGGCAGUCGACCAUCGGCGCCGGCACCAAGGGCCUCUUCGGCAAGUCCAUCGCGCCCAGCGCCGUCGGCGUGCGUCUCGGCUCCGGCUGCGUCGCCUCCGCCGCCAGCGCCCUCGUCUUCGGCACGCCCCGCGCCAUGACCGAUCUGGAGAUUGACGACGUGGUGCGGCGCUUCGCGACGGCGGCCAAGAUUUCGGAGGAGGCCGGGUUCGCGGGCGUGGAGAUUCACGCGGCGCACGGAUACCUGCUCUCGCAGUUCCUGUCGGCCAAGAGCAACCGCCGCGAGGACGGGUACGGCGGCUCACCGAAGAACCGGGCGCGGAUCGUGGUCGAGGUGAUUCGGGCGGUGCGCGCGGCCGUCUCGCCCAAGUUCUGCGUGGGCAUCAAGAUCAACUCGGUGGACCACCAGAGCCCCGGCGAGCUCAAGGACUGCUUGGAGCAGCUCACGGAGAUUACCAACGCCGGCGUCGACUUUCUGGAAAUCAGCGGAGGAAACUACGAGAAUCCCUUGAUGAUGGCGUCCGUCGUCAGCGAAGCCGGCGUCAAGGUCUCCGCCAGCACCGCGACGCGCGAGGCCUUCUUCCUCGACUUUGCCAGCGCGAUCCGAAAGACGUUCCCCGGGCUGCUGCUCAUGGUCACGGGCGGCUUCCGCAGCCGGCUCGGCCUCGAGUACGCCGUCAAGAGUGGCGCAUGCGACCUGACCGGCAUUGGGCGGCCGUCCGUCCUCGAGCCGAGGCUUCCCAGGAGCAUCAUCUUCAACGCCGACGUCAGCGAUGAGGACGCAAGACUGCCGACCAAGAGCUUCUCCCAGGCCACGCUGAGCCGAUGGCUGGGAAUCAAGGGCCUGGGUGGCGGCACGGAAACGCUUGGAUAUCUUGGUGAAAUUCAUAGAAUGCAAAAGGUUGCCGCCGCUUAUGCGGUAUAG
This is a messenger RNA of Cordyceps fumosorosea ARSEF 2679, 1266 nucleotides long. RefSeq names its product Aldolase-type TIM barrel. Lineage: Eukaryota; Fungi; Ascomycota; Sordariomycetes; Hypocreales; Cordycipitaceae. Bases 1 to 1266 code for a protein of 421 amino acids. The transcript is spliced from 3 exons. The record is from RefSeq and is a predicted model, not a curated record. Gene Ontology annotation, molecular function: FMN binding; oxidoreductase activity.